Molecule: messenger RNA, 1380 nt
Organism: Thyridium curvatum
Lineage: Eukaryota; Fungi; Ascomycota; Sordariomycetes; Thyridiales; Thyridiaceae
Exons: 1
Coding region: 1-1380 (459 amino acids)
Source: RefSeq, a predicted model, not a curated record
AUGGCAGCAUCAUCGAAGCUAUUCUUUCGUAUCAUCUACGGGACCUUCUACACCUUCCUCCACAUCCUGCUCCUCGUGCUCCUGCUCGUCAUUCCCGGCGACAUUGUCAACCAGGGCUUCAAGCGCAACAAUUUUUACCCUCUCUUCAUCGUCAUCGGUGGCUAUGGCUUGACCAUUGUCGUUGUUGUCUUUGUCUACUUCAUGCGGCUCUACGUCAACCGGUCUGUGCUCAACUCGAUACCCAAGUCGUGGAUCCCGAUUGAAAAAGGCGACGUGCAUAAGGAUGUGCGGAAGAUGAUCGUUCUGAGCCUGAGCAGAAGCGCCGCCAUCGCGUUCGCCGCGCGCCCUCGCGUUGCGCCCCCUGCUCUGCCGCAGGAUAUUCCCGCCGAGGUCGACGAGGUAUAUGAAGAGGGGGAGGAAGCCGGGCGCAAAUCGACACAAGCGUCGGGCUUGAAGAAGGAACCCACUGUCGAGGACGAGAUGGGCAUCCACCUGCCGACCGUGUUUCCUGUCUGGGGGGAAAUCGAACACUACGGCUGGUCGUCGCCAGAGUUGCUCGACCUCCCCAACCUCCAGUACAGCUCGGUCAUCUCGGAGCUGCCCAAUCUCAUCGAGGCAAAGGCACUGACCCUGGCUCCUCCGGAUCCGAUGGCACAGACAGAUCCACCGGGUCUGGAUCCCGAAGCUGUCGGCCUCCUCCAACGGCCGGCGAACAUGGCUCUACGGGAGUACCUGUCGCACCUCGUGGAUAUAGGAGUGCUGGAGGCUCUAUCUGAUACAGCCGACUUCAUAUCGCUGUACGAGUAUGCACGGUUCUGUACGCGGCCGAUCUCUAAUGCGAGCUUCCGCGCACUGAUGCGCCAUUUCGCCGAGGUCUUGCGCAGCAUGCAACCUCUCGACCCUGCCGUGCUUGCAGACUUGCUCCUUAGCGAAGACGAUGCAAGUUUUCAGACACGGUCAGAAGGUGGUGGUGCAGAUUCACUCCAUGAUCUGCAUAUUCCCCGGAGCCACGACGACAGCAGUAGUAUUGCAGGGUCCUUCAGCACCAGCAGCAGUGGGUCACACGUCUGGCACCGGCCCAGCCAGCCGAACCGUACCCCUUCUGCCAACACCUGGACUCAGUACAGGACCGCCCCUACGACGCCCAAGAGCAGAAUGACAGCCUUAUCUAGAACGUCGAGCAUCAGCAGCUUUGCUCAGACGCGCCACCCCUACCCUGUCAGCCAGCCUUCGAGCGCGAGUCUGAGAUCCGGAGCGUCUGGGGACUCGGUCAUCCGGCUGUCAGAUAGGCGGGAUCCGGGAGAUCUACCUUACGUGCUCUCGGUACCUAGUAUGGGUACGGACACGCUUGACUUCUCUGGUCCACGGACAGCAUCAUGA